Molecule: messenger RNA, 1184 nt
Organism: Schistocerca nitens (vagrant locust)
Lineage: Eukaryota; Metazoa; Arthropoda; Insecta; Orthoptera; Acrididae
Gene: MED7
Product: mediator of RNA polymerase II transcription subunit 7
Exons: 4
Coding region: 148-807 (219 amino acids)
Biological process (GO): regulation of transcription by RNA polymerase II
Cellular component (GO): mediator complex; core mediator complex
Molecular function (GO): transcription coregulator activity
Source: RefSeq, a predicted model, not a curated record
AAGCAGUCUUCAAAACAAUUGUUGUCUUCAGUUUACGUGCGGAAGCAUGUUUUGAAUCUGUCAAUUGUUUUAUUAUAGUAAACACUGCAACGAAAAUGCAUGGCUUUUCGUUUAGAGUCAGCUCACGAGAAAAGUAAAUAACCUACCAUGGCAUCGGAAACGGCCCAGGUUAGUUCACUGCCAUUACCACCGGUCCAGUACAUCAGCCAAUACACAGAUGAAAACAUUCGAAGAGGACGUGCCCCAAGACCACCACCACCAAUACAUGACAAUUAUUCCAUGUUUGGUAACCCAUUCACUGCAGAAGACGUCAUUAUCCGGCCAUUGGAAAGUCAGGGUAUCAAACGCCUGUACCCGCAGCACUUUGAUCGCCGACGAGAACUGAGAAAGUUGAACCAUUCACUUCUUGUGAAUUUUCUGGACCUUCUCGAUUUGCUCGUCCAGUGUCCAGAGUCACCUCGCAGAGCGGAGAAGGUUGAAGAUUUAAGUCUACUCUUUAUUCACAUUCAUCACUUGCUAAAUGAAUUCAGACCUCAUCAGGCACGAGAGACGCUUAGAGUAAUGAUGGAACUGCAGCGUCGGCAACGGAUUGAAACAGCUCAACGGUUUCAAAAACAUCUGGAGAAGGUGAUGGAGAUACUACAGCAGGCGUUACAAAUGCUUCCUGAUAACAGUGAAACAGACUCAAAGUUGCUGGUACCCACUGAGCUGUUUGAGAAUAUGGACACUUCAAACAAGGAAGAUUCUGACAAAGAAUCAUGCAAUCCUCUUGACAGACUCAUGUGUGAGAUAGUAGAUUCUAUGUGAAGUCUUUGAAGUCAUUUCAGUGCUCAGAUCAAUGGAUGUUCAGACUAAGUUAUAUUGUUCAGUUUAUGAUAAGAUAAAAUACUCUUGUGGAACAGGAUGGAUACAAUGCAAGUAAAUGUAACAUAUCAAUAUAAAACUUUUAUUCACAAUUGUGUACAUAAAUCAUUUGAGUUACAGUUAGGUUGUAUGAACAUUGGUUUUCUAUGAAAAAAAAAAAUUAUGUGUUAGGUAUGGGUUGACUCACCUUAUAAACAAUAUGGCAGUCCUCAGAAAUGCUAAGAAAGAAAAUCAUAAUUUAACAUAUAACAUAUACGGGGAUGCCAUAUGGACAACAGUGUUUUGCUAUAUCAAUAAAGAAAGAUAUUAAUUGCAUUUCA